UCUACUAUCACGCCCUAUACACGAUAUUCCAAAAAAAUAAAUAAUACUAAAAGCAACAUCUGUUGCUAUUGGGUAUUGACUUGUUGGGUGACCGUUUGGGGGGUGGUGACCUAUUUUGACGAUCAAACACAUUGACAAGGCCACACGAAUCGUGCGCACCAUUCGUGCGUAAUCGUCGACUAUAUUAUUAUUAUUAUGCAGGGCGCCAGCAUUAUUAUUUCGUGCAAACGUUUCAAUCGCCAGGCAAGUGUCGUGAAGCGUGUAACGUAGCUGUGAACAAUAAUUUAAAAUCUUAGACGUUACACUUGUAUUUGAACAUCUACCCGUCAUUCGUCUUAGCACAGGUUUCUAUUAAAUCGAGAAAGUGAUUGGAAAAGUCGAUCAAGAACACGGUGUGCAGUGAAGACAAAAGUAGUUGUAGCAGAAAAAUGAACCAAGGCCAAGAACCAGCCAUUAACAAUUGCAGAGCAAGAGAUUCAUCUAGAGAAUGCUGCUGCAUUAUUUGCUAUGAUAAAUGUGUUUGUGUCAAGCUUUCACCAUGUGAACAUAAAUUUUGUUCGGCGUGCGUUGUAAAAAUGACCAAAAAAAAUAUAAAUAACUGUCCGAUAUGCCGUAGACAAGUGAAUCAAAUAUCACAUAUAGAUCCAUUGUCGACUGAUUAAAAUUACUUUUAUUUUUGAAAAAAUCUCCGUUUACAAUAAUUAAGCUAAUUAUUUUCGCCAAUGUAUGCAAACUGAAAUUGUAUUUUAAUAUGAUUACUUUCAAAAAUCUCA
Messenger RNA from Acyrthosiphon pisum (pea aphid), 773 nucleotides. Its product is annotated as E3 ubiquitin-protein ligase complex slx8-rfp subunit slx8-like. NCBI's taxonomy places the organism in Eukaryota, Metazoa, Arthropoda, Insecta, Hemiptera, Aphididae. The record is from RefSeq and is a predicted model, not a curated record. Bases 429 to 662 code for a protein of 77 amino acids. The transcript has 3 exons. Gene Ontology annotation, molecular function: metal ion binding.